GUGGUUAAAACAGCGAAAGCUCUGGGGAAGAGUAACUGUCAAGCACAGUUUCGAUCAAGUGUCUCCAAGACGUGCGACGGAAUGUUGUGAAGGCGCUUAAACUAGGAAAUGUUGAACCCAUUAAUUGAUUUUAAGGAUGUUUUACCUUUGAAGUAUCCUCGGCUAUGGAUUUUUUCAAGCUUUGGUUCGUGUAGUGACCCAGACGUCUUGUUUUAUUUCGCGGUUCCGGUAAGACUAUGAGUUACUAUCCAUGGACGGAAGUCUUGCAAGGGCUUUAUACACUUUUCAGUCUGACAAUCCCAAUGAACUCUCUGUUUCGGAGGGAAGCAUCAUAAAGAUUACACAGUAUAUUGACAAGCAUUGGUUGGAAGCCAGUUAUCAAGGAAAAACAGGCCUGUUUCCUGUUACCUAUGCUGAGAGGAUAAAAAAUGAACCACAGUUUCAAAAGGAUUCCCAUAUCAUGCCUUCUCAUUAUGAGGGAUUGCAUAAAAACUUACUGUCCAAUUGGCAGCCUGGUGAAAGCUGUGAAUUGUCUAGAAAUGAUAAUUCCUUAGCCCAACACAGUCCUAGUAAUGAUGCAUAUUUUGUGGAGACUGCCUUUGCUUUUUCUGGUAGAAAUGACAGUGAGCUUACAUUUCCUUCUGGAGCACUGAUAGAGGUAACGAAAGAUGUCGAUGAAGACUGGCUGGAAGGGUCAUUCAAUGGCAGGACAGGGCUAUUUCCCAAGAGUUAUCUGAAGUCUUCUGAGAGACCAUGUGCCCGUGCUGUAUACCCCUUUGUUGGAGAAAGUGCGGGAGAGUUGACUUUUCGUGAGGGUGACUGUAUCUUUCUCCGGAGGCGUUUGAAUUCGCAAUGGAUGGAAGGAGAAAUUAAUGGCACUGUGGGGCUUUUCCCGUCUAGCUUUGUUGCUGUUGAGGUUGAAUUGCCAUCAGAACAAAAUGCAUUUGCAAAUGGAGAUUUUAGUUUUGUGGACUCUCCUCCUAAACAUGGAGCCCAGAAUAGCUGUGUUGCACCAAAAGUAAAAUGGAAAAGAGGUAUGAAGGGGAAGGCACUGUUUCAUUUUACGGCAUUAUAUUCAGGAGAUCUGGAGUUGAAUGCAGGAGAUGUUGUAACUGUCCUUGAAGUUGAUGAUGAUAACUGGAUCGAGGGUCGGUUAGCUAGUGGAAUACGUGGGUCAUGCCCUGCGGCAUAUCUGGAACCUCUAUUUGAUAUGAGCCAACAAUUUGAAAGUAGACCACUGAAGUCUAGUGCUCAACGACUUGCAUUAGAUGGAAGUUUUUCUGGUAUUUUUGACGACCCUGGCUACAUAAACAUAUCACAAAUGCGUAGCUCUGCUCAGCAGACUAGUGACUUUGUUGACUCUUACUCAGUGAAAGGUGAUACCAACAAAUCUCUUUUAGACUCUUCAUUCACACAGGAUCCAACACCUGCAAUUAUUGCACUGCCAUCUGACAUGGCCACAACUCAAAAAAACACUCCAGGAACUAAACCGUUGCUUACACCAAAGCCAGGACCAACAAGUAAAAAGCAGUCACCAAGUUAUUCAGUGAGAUACCUAGGGGGUGAGGAACACUCUGCACCCAAAAGUUCCCAAACCGCUCUUAGUCCUUCGAUUUCCGUCCAAUCACUACCUUGUGGAAGUGCCUCUAGUUCAAAUACUCUAGUUUCUGUACAAUCUGAGACACCAAGUAAACGCUUUCAACAGCCGCGAUAUUUUAAGGACUCCACUGGAACUUGGCCAGGUAAAAGAGCAGGGAUCCAUGGACAUGUAAAUGAUGAAAAUAAAAACAAAAGGAACCUUAUUGAUGACGAUGAUUUGUUAUCGGGCAACUGCACGUCUCUGCCGACUCCAUUGGUUCCACUUCCUCAAGCAAGGAUAGAUGAUAGAAGUAGUGAAUCAAGUGCAUCAGAAGAUUCUCCAAUCACACCCAGGCGACCAGCACCCCCACCCCCUAAACGGGACAGCAGCAGCAAGAAUCAGCAUGUCCGCAGCCAAACUCUUCCUGGAACGAGAUCAAAGGAUCUUGUACAAGGUGACUUUAGUAGGGAUGUACAUGUUUCAAUAUCAAAAGCAAAGGAUCACCAACAGUUGGACGUGAAAGACGUGAAACAGAAUGGGGCGCCACAUUCUCUGCGCCCAAUAGACAGUAAAAUGGAUUCUUCUCAGUCUCCUAAGUGGUCACCUAAGACAAGGGCUGGCGAUCAUGAUGGCCCAAAAUCAAAACCUCUUUCUAGACCACGUUCUGUGCAUUGGAAAGACAAGGAUUCUCUUAAUGCAGUGGACAAGGUAACCAGCUUCAUAAUGAUAAGUCCACUGCAAAAAUUUGUGGAUUAUUUUACAUGUAGCUGAUAAGGCAUGAACUUGUGCACCUAUUGGGCGAGCAAUAUUUUAGUGGGGGCAGUUGAAAACUGAAAUGUACUGGUGCGCUGGGCAACUGGAUUUCAAUUUUGUUUUCCUGCCCUGCCGUUGGAAAGUGCGGAUUUGCCAGGGAGCUAAACAUGCCGUGUAGACAUUAGAGAACUACUUUAUUUGUGCUUUUAAUCUGAUGGAACUCAAACCUUGCAACAUGAUAGACAAUCCAAAUCCAAAGAAAGGUGUACUUUUUUUGUUUUCUUUUAUUCAAAUUGAUUCUAGCGGGAAAAUGAAGUCAUCAAACUAACAGCAAAAUUUUAUUUUCACUUUCUGUCUAAACUAAUGCAUGAUGAUAAUUUUGAAAGAAUAAAAUUAAUAGGUAUAUGCUGAGAUGAAUUCAAUUGUGAAGAAAUAUUUUUGAAGGG
Messenger RNA from Orbicella faveolata, 2778 nucleotides. Its product is annotated as dynamin-binding protein-like. Gene Ontology annotation, molecular function: protein binding; guanyl-nucleotide exchange factor activity. NCBI's taxonomy places the organism in Eukaryota, Metazoa, Cnidaria, Anthozoa, Scleractinia, Merulinidae. Gene Ontology annotation, cellular component: cytoplasm. Gene Ontology annotation, biological process: intracellular signal transduction. The record is from RefSeq and is a predicted model, not a curated record.